Racocetra persica is the source of this 498-nucleotide messenger RNA. Lineage: Eukaryota; Fungi; Glomeromycota; Glomeromycetes; Diversisporales; Gigasporaceae. The record is from the annotation of a GenBank genome assembly.
AUGUCUGAUAUCAAAAGUACAUCAGAAUCAGAAACUGGUGGGUCAACAUCUAAUAUGAAUUUACACCUUGCUAAUGAAUAUAGUUUGGUCGAAUUUCAGAAAGAUAAAAAGGAUAAUAAUAAUGAUAAGCCUUCAAGUUCUCAACUAUCUGUAAUAAAGAUGUUACAACGCACAAUUCCUCCUCAUAAAGAAACCAAAAAGAUUAACAUUCAUAGAGCAGUUACUGAAUGGCUUGUCAUUGAUAAUCGUCUGCUUGAUACAAUUAAAGGGAAGGGUUUCCGUCAUUUUAUGCUUCAGGUUGAUCCCGCUUUUCGUCGACCUUCCUAUAAAGUAUUAAGAAAAAAUAUAUCAUUUGCAAAUACAAAUACAAAGAAACAAAUAUAUAAUCUUUUAAAUGAAACUUGUGAAAAUGUUUCAUUAACUACAGAUCUUUGGACCUCGCGAAAUAACACAGGAUACAUUGGCAUUACAGCACAUUGGUUAAACAAGCAAUUUUAG